AUGAUCGCCCAAAGUACCAGAUUAGCCGCCGCCGUCUCUUCUUCAGCCGCCUCCGCGGGUGUCUCAAGGAUAGCCGCUAGCGCCAUGGCCAGCACUAUUUUCAAGAGAUCUCCGGGCAACUCGUUCAACUCUUUUAAGGAAUAUAGAGAAAAUGCCAAGACAUAUGGUCCCUUGAGUGCCUCACUAGCUACCAGAAGACACUUGGCUCACGCGCCAAAGUUGUAG
Molecule: messenger RNA, 225 nt
Organism: Saccharomyces cerevisiae S288C
Lineage: Eukaryota; Fungi; Ascomycota; Saccharomycetes; Saccharomycetales; Saccharomycetaceae
Gene: DPI8
Product: Dpi8p
Exons: 1
Coding region: 1-225 (74 amino acids)
Cellular component (GO): mitochondrial outer membrane
Source: RefSeq, marked reviewed